Molecule: messenger RNA, 720 nt
Organism: Penicillium angulare
Lineage: Eukaryota; Fungi; Ascomycota; Eurotiomycetes; Eurotiales; Aspergillaceae
Product: GNAT family N-acetyltransferase
Exons: 1
Coding region: 1-720 (239 amino acids)
Molecular function (GO): protein N-terminal-serine acetyltransferase activity; protein-N-terminal-alanine acetyltransferase activity
Source: RefSeq, a predicted model, not a curated record
AUGUCGAAGAUAUCGGUCUUCCCUUUCCCCACUCGGGAGCUUGCCAACGAGCGAAUAAAGCUUGUGCCAUUCAACCCUGAUCACCACGGAGGCACAUUCUUUCGACAUAUAACCCCAGCUCUCUUUGAAAAUAUGAGCAUUGGCCCAUGGAAGUCCAUCUCUGAGUUUAAAUCAGCAUUCCAUAACGGCCCGGAUAGACAUAUACUUUCUUUCGACAACCCCGAAUCAUUUGCAUUUGCUAUUAUUGACAAGACACGGCCUCCGUCUUCAGAUGACAUCGAUGGAGAGCUAGCAGGGGCGAUAAGUUACAUCAACACAUCUGCCACCAAUCUGUGCACCGAAAUUGGCUUUGUGGUUGUUCUUCCGCCAUACCAGAGAAGCCAUGUGGCUAUUAAUGCAGCUGGACUUAUGGUACAAAAUGUGUUUGAGAGCCCAGAUAAUGGUGGCCUGGGUCUAUGUCGGGCGCAUUGGAAAGCAAGCACCGAUAAUCCAGCAAGCUCUCGAUUAGCAGAAAAGGUGGGAUUUGAGAAAAUAGGCGUGACGAAAUGGCACAUGCGGUUUCCUAAGGGAGCGAUCAAGGGAAAGAUCGGGAAUGGAAGGGGAUUACCACCUGGAAGUGAUCCUGAGGAUGUAUGGCGAGAUUCUGUGGAGCUCACUCUUUCGUGGGAGGAUUGGCAGAAUGGUGCAGCAGAAAAGGCUAAAAUCGCCAUGGCCAGAUAA